This is a messenger RNA of Seminavis robusta, 1071 nucleotides long. The record is from the annotation of a GenBank genome assembly. Lineage: Eukaryota; Bacillariophyta; Bacillariophyceae; Naviculales; Naviculaceae.
AUGCAAGUGGCAGUGUAUGUCGAGGCUUGGAUCCCAGUUGGCCAAACCUCAGAAAGCAUGGCAACGGACAUUCACAACGAAUGGGGCGUGGGAUAUCGGACAGCGUGUGGCAGCUCAGGCUUAUUGAUCUAUUUGGCUGUGGAGAGUCGACAAAUCUACAUUUCUCGAGCCAAGGCAUUAAAGCAAGUCAUCACUGACGCAGUCCUUCACGAGGUGAUGGACGAUAUGAAGCCUCUACUAAAAAGUCACUUGGUGGGAUCUGCCCUCCAAUUGGCCAUUGUGGAACUAACAGAAUAUGCUCAAUUGGAAAAAGUUGUCGAUUGCAACGAGUCUGCAUACUUGCUGCUGUAUUGGUCUUUCAAGUUGUCAUUGGAGAAAGGAGAACCGCGAAAAGAAGAAGCAAGAACAUAUAUUGAACAUACCCUGCGUGGAAUGGAUCAAGAUCGAAAGCAAGCGCUUCAGGACAGCCGUUACAUUGCAACAUCUUGUCCCGUUUGUCUGGAGGAUUUUCUCGCCGUCAGUGCUCCACUGGAAGUAGCAUCUGAAACGACGCCUCUCAAAGCAGGAAAAGUAGAGAAGCAGGAUCCCUCAGGCGAGCUAGUGGGAUCCGAUGGAAAACCCUUAAAGAUGUUGGCUUGUGGCCAUGUCUUUGAUGAAACUUGCAUAUUCGAGUGGUUCCAACAAUCCAACAACUGGGAGACCAAUACUUGUCCAAUCUGCCGACAGCAAACACGCCCCAAAAACAACUUUGUGACGGGAGAGCAAUUUGACUUGAGAGCGUAUGAAGAGGAACGCCGCUUUCGUUUGGAACGACUGCAAGCUCGUUAUCCAAGCUACAUUGAGCCCUAUUAUGUCCACAGCUGGACCGAGGGUGACCACCAUGGUGCUCUAUUGGAAGAUUAUCAAUGGCGUCGAGAAGUGAUUCUCGCAGAGGAACGACGCCACCAUAAUGCAUCGAGCUCCAGUAGUGGUGGUGGCGGUGGCGGUGGCGGAGACUACGGUGGUGGUGGCGGUGUAGAUGAUUUUGGUGGAGGUCACGCUGAUGGAGGAGGUGCGGGUGAUAGCUGGUAG